This is a messenger RNA of Lathyrus oleraceus (garden pea), 1179 nucleotides long. Its product is annotated as protein Iojap, chloroplastic. Gene Ontology annotation, biological process: negative regulation of ribosome biogenesis; negative regulation of translation. Gene Ontology annotation, molecular function: ribosomal large subunit binding. Bases 94 to 846 code for a protein of 250 amino acids. The record is from RefSeq and is a predicted model, not a curated record. The transcript has 5 exons. NCBI's taxonomy places the organism in Eukaryota, Viridiplantae, Streptophyta, Magnoliopsida, Fabales, Fabaceae.
AAAAAAGUGAAAAUAAUAAUACUGCAAUCCAGUUUCUCAUUUCAUUUCGCUAUCUUUUUGUUUCGUAAAUAUCUUUUCUUUUGCCGCUACAAAAUGAUACCGUCUUCCACUCUCCUAUCACUCGCCGGACCCGCCGUCCCGGCCUCCUUUUCCGGCGACAUGGCUCAUCCCGAAGCCAAGUGCUCUCCAAAACCUAGAAAUAUUUUCAACAAUUUCCGCAAAAAGGUGCUUCCUUUACAACGGUACAGCGUCAAUGGUUCGAAUUUGAAGAGAAGCAACUCAAUUUCGACCUUUGCAUUCGGCAAAGAAGCCAAGGAUAAUUUCUUCUCGGAUGUAAGUGAAGAUACCGAUGAUAUGUAUGAUGAAUUAUUGAAUAAUUAUGGAAAAGUAGUGUAUAAGAAAAAAGAUCAAAAGCCUGCAAGUGAAGAGAUCGACGAUGAUUCCGAAAGCUUAUCAUUUGCUGUGGAAAUGGCCACAGUUGCGAGUGAGGUUAAAGCGGGGGAUAUAAAGGUCUUGUUUGUGAAGCCACUUGUUUACUGGACUCGAUUUUUUAUCAUAGCUACAGCAUUUUCUCGUCCCCAAAUUGAUGCUAUUGGGUCGAGAAUUAGAGAUCGAGCUGAAAAGAAAUAUGGUAAAAUUCCAAAUGGAGACUCAAAACCUAACUCAUGGACCCUGUUGGACUUCGGUGAUGUUGUUGUCCAUCUAUUUCUUCCUCCACAAAGAGCUUUCUAUAAUUUGGAAGAGUUUUACGGUAACGCAACAGCAGUAGAGUUGCCUUUUGAAAACCAAUCACCAUUUACCAAUGAGAGAGGAGCCUUUGAUUUGUUAGAUGAUGCAGAGAGUUGAUUAAUUGUUAGCUUCAAGAAGACCAAUAAUCGCCGCCAAUUGUGGUUUGUUUACAUGAGUAUAAUGUGAACAAUUCAAUACACUUAUCGACACGAGGCUUUGGUUCGGUGUGAGUGGAGGCUCACUCUAUGGCAAAAAGGAAAAUGACAGUAUCAAUUGAUUCAAUGCAUUCAUUUUUUUCUUUCUUAGGGUGGUGUUUCUUCUGUUAAAAUUGUAAUAGAUGGGUUUUAGGGAAAGGAGUAGUAAACUAGAAAAGUAGAUCAGAAUUGUUUGUAUUCAUCAACUGGUUCUGUGAAUUUAUCUAUAUUUAUGUGGUAUAGAUUGCAAUUUUCA